UGUUGCACAGUGCAGUGGACUACAGGGUGAAUCCUCAAUUCUCCCCUCUCUCCUCUUUGGUCAACGGUUCUGCACGCAGCUACUGAACUUGUACGCUUUUCGCCAACAGUUUCCACCUCAGAAAUCAGCAAUUCUCCAGAGGACGAUGCCACGCAGAUCCCUAUGUCGCAGAUGAGUGGUGAGUUCAUUGGCUGUUUAGCCUGCUGGUGUAAGGCCAUGCUUUGUGGUGUUCCCACGACAUCCCUCCAUCACAGUGCGUGCGCCAAAAGUGGGGACGGGUUAAGGGGCACAGCUGUUCUUGAUGGAAUUUGCCCCAAAACAACAGUGCACAUUCAAUGGUUUCCUGCCAGGAGAGCGAUGCAGGGAGCAAUGGUCCCUCACAGGCUUGGCGGGCAUGUGAGGUGACCACAACAGGAUGCCUCUUAGCCAUUGCAUGUUAGUGCUGCGUGUCUGCGCCCUGCCAGGGUGGUGUGCUGCUGAACGAUUGUGCGGCCAAAUACCCUGCAGCGCUCAGCACUCACAGCGCAAUGCGUUAGUGCUUGUCCAAAAGGAAGAAAAGUGAUGAGUGCGGCCUCAUGUUCUUUCUCCUUCAUGGCAGCUCUCUUUGCAGACACCUCUGGUGACAUGAAUGAUGUCCUUGACCAUCCUAUUGCUGGGAGUUCUGGUGCAAAUGAAGGCUCCACACCCCUGCCCAUGAUGGAACUGACUUCACCAGAGCGGAGAAUGACUGCUGACAGGCGGCGUGUGCGACGUGUUGGAGUGCUCGCUGACUUUGCGAAGGCCAUGGUGGAGCAGGGAGAGGUCGAGGCAAUGGAGAGGAGGCGCUUCGAGGAUAGGCGGGAAAGGGAGGUGGCGUCAUUCAUGCAGAGCCGCGCAGAGCAAAACAGGGAGCUGUCAUCGCUGAGGCUGGCCAUCGACAGGGGGAAUGACAUAAUGCAGACCCUUGUGACGGCUUUGCUGCAGCGCAUGGGCUCCUCGGGUGGCAGGGGUGCUGGGGGUUCAUUGGGCGCCUCUGCUCCUGCGGUCGCAUCACAAACCUUGCCUGCCCCAGCGUUUCAGCAGUGCCUGCCCACUUGUGAAAUUGCUGGCCCGGCUGCAAAUCUCAUUGGAGAUGCGGCAGAGGUGACUUAUCCCACUCUGGCUGAGGACACCGACUUGGAGUCCUGUGUGGGCGCCACGGCGCCCCUUCCAUCACAGGUGGAGGACCUGAUGAUGGUUGGGGAGACCUCUGAGCUGUGCUGCACUCAGGUGGCUUGCCAAGAAUCACAGCCAAUGCACAAACGCUUGAGGAAGCCCAAAGCAAGAAUGGACCUGUGAGGACCCUCCCCACCCUGUUAUUUCUCUGUCUGCCACCACCACGGGCAAGCCCCCCCCCCUGCUUUUACAUAGGCUAUUGAUGUGCGUUUAAGCAUCAGAGGUUAGUUGGUUUAAUAUUUUAAAAAGGGCUACACGUCCCUGGCCUCUGUGGUAGGUUGCCAGGAGAGGAUGGUCAUGGAAAGCAGACAAUCCUCUGCUUUGCAGAGAUGUAACCAGCAAGCGACCCACCCACCCUUGUUUUCUCUGUCUGCCACCACCACGGCAGAACCCCCCCCCCCCGCUUUUACAUAGGCUAGUGAUGUGCGUUUAAGCAUCAAAGGUUAAUUGGUUUAAUAUUUUAAAAAGGGCUACACGUGCCUGCCCUCUGUGGUAGGUUGCCAGGAGAGGAUGGUCAUGGAAAGCAGACAAUCCUCUGCUUUGCAGAGAUGUAACCAGCAAGCGACCCACCCACCCCUGUUUUCUCUGUCUGCCACCACCACGGCAGGACCCCCCCCCUGCUUUUGCAUAGGCUAGUGAUGUGCGUUUAAGCAUCAGAGUUUAAUUUGUUUUAUGUUUUAUAAAACGUUAUACAUGCCUGUCCUCUCAGGUUGGUUGCCAGGAGAGGAAGGUCAUGGAAAGCAGACAAUCCUCUGCUUUGCAGAGAUGUAACCAGCAAGCGAUAAUAAACCAUAUGCACAAGCAUUUGUGAAAAU
This is a messenger RNA of Sphaerodactylus townsendi, 2009 nucleotides long. RefSeq lists its product as uncharacterized. The coding region runs from base 562 to 1317 and encodes 251 amino acids. NCBI's taxonomy places the organism in Eukaryota, Metazoa, Chordata, Lepidosauria, Squamata, Sphaerodactylidae. The transcript is spliced from 2 exons. The record is from RefSeq and is a predicted model, not a curated record.